AUGAUCAACAUUGGAAAGAUUGUUUUGGAAGCCGCUGUGAAAGCCGUUGUUAAGGAAGGUGUCUCUGCCGCAGUUCGAGGAGCGACAAAAUCUCGAGCAAAUAUUCCAACUGCAGACAUUCAAAGAUACAUCAAGGUCAUCGAGAGUAAUGUUGACGAUAUUAAAUCAAGACUGGAUGGAAUUGCAAUGAAAGACCUUCUAGCAAGUGCAAGCUUCUUCAAUGAAGGCUUGCUGUACUUGGACAGAGUAUUUGAUAAGUUUCAUUUGUCUGAUUUUCAGACAAUUACAGCAAAAGCGGAAGUGAAAACGGAAGGUGGAAAACUAAAGGUUGACUUUCCAUCAACAACAGCGUGGAAAGCAGUGUUGUUUCUUGCUAAAGGACUUCACGAGUUGGAUGAAUCAACUAAAAGAGCAUUAUGUGAUGCCAAAGAGAGAUUCAAAGAUGCCCGCAGGAAAGCUACCAAAGCAUUCUGCAACGAGGCUCUAGAAACAAGUCAACGCAUUUUAGCCAUGAAAUAUCGUGUUAUUGCGACCAUACUAGAGAAAAUUGAAUAUCCUGAAGAAGCGAUACCCCUGUGCAAAUUAUGCCUUGAAGAGCUUCACUCUGAUCCAGUCGUCAAGCAAAGUUUCAUGAUCACGAAACAGAACCAAACAAUUCAAAAGGAAGUCCGUGAGUUAAAUAGCCUCGUCUGUGACGCCACACAAAUGGUUAGUGGAGGCGGAGCGCUUCUUGCUUGGCCUUGUAUUGUGACAGGAAGCGGGAAAAUCGAUCCUGUACACGAGCGAACGCUCAGAGAACAUUGUUGUCAGACAUGGUCGUUUGGGCAGAGUGCGAAUGAUGACCACAGGCUAAAGUUUGCGUGGAGCAUUUCUUCUAAUUCCCGCGGAGAAUUUAUUGUUGGGGAUAGCGUAGAUCGCAACAUUAAAGUGUUCGAUGACCACGGAAUGUUUCUGUAUUGCCUCCAUCCUUUCGCUUAUGAAGAGCAAUCUGAGUAUGAAAGAGAAAUAUGGAACAUUGCUUGUGACCAGCAAGACAAUAUCUACGUGCUGACAUUGAUUAGAAAUCAGGAUGGUCGUGCUGAUGUGAGCGUAGUGUAUGUGUUCAACGAGCAGGCUCAUUUGAUUCAAAAGUUCACUCUGAGGGAAGGCUUUAGAGGAUACGCGCUGACAGUCGACGACUUCAAUCGAAUUUUUGUAAGUGGAGGAAGCUUUUCAGUUUGCUUCAAUGAUACGGUGGAAGUGUACGAGGGCGAUGGAAUGUUCAUUCAAAGCUUCGGAAAGGAGACGUUGAAUAACGCACAAGAUAUUGCGGCAACUUACGAUGGUCAUUCGUUAGUUCUGGACACUGAUAAAGACUCCACAUGUCUUCGCGUGUUCAGUGCAGAGGGUCACCAACUUACUAGGUUUUCAGUUGCAGGGUCGAUGCCUGACACUGGUGCGGCUGUGGAUUUUCACCGCCCGAGUGAAACAGUUCUUGUUGCUACAAUGCAGUCCGAAAACCAUCUGGAAGUGUCUAUGUACUCCAAAGACUUUAAGUUUGUGCGUGUCAUUCAAUUUAGACCCCAGGGAGAUAGCAGCUUUAUAACAGGGGUUACUGCGACAGUGAAGGGAAGCAUUGCUGUACCCUGCAAAAACACAGUACUCUAUGCUUGAAAAUUAGGCGAUCCUGGGGAUACAUUUUAGCCGGGAAAUUCUAAAUACGAACCACAAGGACCAGAAGAACGUCCGGUUAUUGUCUAGUUAAACCUAUAAAGCGUUAGCUUUGCCCAGCGUCGGUUAGUCUGCUACACAGCCGUUUUUAGAGUCGUCACGCAACGCUCCUCCCAACUAGUAGGAGAGGAGUUGCGUGACGACACUAAAAACGGCUGCGUAGCAGACUAAGCGUCGGUUUAUAGCAUUGAGAAACCGCUAUAUUCCCAGACUAACGAAGCCCAUACCUUAUAUUUUUGUUUUCUUUUUUCAUUAGCAGCCUUCAGAAGCGGCUGGCAACACUACACAUUGAUUGAAUUUAUUAAAUUGUGUAGCAUUAUAGGGUAAAGUAACACUCACUUUAAAGUUCACAAUUUUAAUGGCGGCUAGGCUUAGCUAAAAAAAAUCAGGAUUUUUUUUAGAUUUUUUGACGUUCAAAAAAUUUUUGGUAAAAAUCUUAGUUGAGAUUUUAUACGAAUUUAGUAUGUUUUUCGAAGAUUUUCAGAACUUAAACUGAAGAGUCAAAAUAUACAUCUAGGUAAAAUAGUUGAAAAAAUAUCAAGAGUUAUUGCUGCCCAGUUCUGUAGUUUUUUUUCGAGUUUUUCGUAUUUCCUUUCUGGAUGAUUUAUAGCUUCUUUGAUUUGUUAUCGUAUGGUUUUUGACACCGGCAGAUAUAUUUGCCCUCAUACAAUCAACCAAACAAAGGAAAUUCAAUUUUAAUUUGAAAGUUUAUACUUGAGUCUCUCAGUCCACUGAUUUAUAAACAGAGUAUCGCAUGCACGAUUGAUUUGAUUUUGUUCUUGAAAUUCAUUUUGUAUGUACUUCAAGUAUACAAAGGCAAUGACUGUAACAUGAAUUUACUCAACAGAAAUCGCCAAUAAAUGACUUUUAAACAAUAGGGCGUGCAUUUUGUCCUUCGCCUGAUCGGGGAAGUAAAAUUGGGCGUUGGUCCUAAACAGGGUCAGGGUUUCAAACCCAAAGGGGCUCACCCAUAACCAAAUACUGCCCGAGUACUCGUAUCCCCGGGAGUUACCCAAAUAGCGACAGAACAGCAUGCAAGGCCCCUGGCUCCCAUACCAAAUGAUAAUUUUACCUCGAUUUUCUUUUUCUUCAUCAAAGGAAUAAAUGUUGUGAAUCUCUUUACCAAGUUUUGCUGAAACCCAUUACGCAGAACAACCGAAGGGUUCCCCUAUACCCAAAAACUUCUGCUCGUAGGGUAGGCACUUAAAACUGAAAUCAGCAAAUUUGAAUUAACCCUCAACUCAGUUUGCUUAACAACGAAGCACCAACAAAACUCUUUUUAAUUUUUUCCGUGCAUUCCAGACCAUAUUGAAAUGUGAAAGCAUUGGUGUUUGAGGAGAGAUGAUGAAAACCGGCGUACCCGUAGAAAAACUCAAGUUCUUGGUGCAAACGAAAGAACUAACAACAGGGUAUAGUUUUUACUUUUGUCCUCUCUGUCCUUAACAGGGUGUAUCAUUUUGGGCGAGUUUAACAAAGAAAGUGUCGAUAGAUGGGAAAUAGCGACUCUAGGAUAGGGAUGGAUUUGGGGUGUUUAGACUAGUAUAGGGUACCAAAAUUCAACUGAAUUAGGUCUGGUUUAUGCUAGCGUUCCAUUUCGAGAAAACAGGGGGAAAAGAUUUUUGGCAGUGCAUUACCCGUGACGAGAUUAUAACAGAUUAUAAGACCAAAGCUGUGAUGAUGCAUACCAGCGAAGGCACAACAAUAGUGACACAGCAGGAAAAGGUUACAAACGCGCAACUUUGUAGGAAUUAUAAUCUUUAUACACUGCUCGGCUCGGACGCGAGGAAUUCAAACAGGUUAACUUAGUAACUUUAUAAUUUUCUCUUUAACGUUCUGUAUUUUCUGUAACCGUUAUAUAUCCUGACUGAAUAACACUUCGAAAAAGUGUUUUAUAGGUCGAUAAACAUGCCUAAAACAAAGACCAGAUCUCGGCGGAAGAGAGAGCUAAUCAAGUAUGACAGGACUUGCCAACGAUCAAUUAAAAUAAUUAGCAUAGAAAAAAAUUUGCGCUCCAUAAGUCUGCAUAGAAAAAACAUUUUUUCCUAGAAUUUUUUUUAAAAGAAAGCUCUUGGUGAGCUCUAAUUAAUCAUCUAAAAAUUGCAAAUUUCGAAAAAGGAUGAUUUUUUACCCUGGAUAAUACCUUUAAGGCUUAAACUAACCCCCAAAGGAGACUAUACUAAAACAGAGCUAUGGAUCUAGUAAAUGCCACGGAUGUUGUGUUAUUAGGUUUCUGUCAAGUCAGUGUCACGACAUUUUUAUGUUUCGUUCGACAUCUGAAUCAACGGUCGAACUUAUGUCAUUUGGGUAGAACCAAGGAGCUAAAUGGAUAUACAUGUAUUAGUCGCGUACAUGAAAAGAUUGACGUUUGAACUGGGCCUAAGAAAAAUAAAAUAAAAUAAAGUUCAUCACGGGGAUUAUUGUCGUAUCUUCCUGUCUCAAUCAAAAGCUUGUGGCUGCUUAUUCCUAGUUUCACUAAUGCUUUCCUAGAAAAAAUAGUUUUAAGUAGCCCCCAGGGGCUCUUGGCACUCGUGGCUACUCUGUAAACAUUAUUUCCUUUUAGAUCAGGCCAAGUGAAACAACCAUAAAAUUGAAAGAAAAACUUGUUAAAGUUUUUAUCUUCCAUUAAAUAAUUCCUAUUUUAACCGAUCCUGUGAAGAGAGAAGAGAGACUUCAAUUUCUAGGUUGCGUGACAAGUGUUUUUGAUACACCCUGUGAUGCACCGUACACUCACGCUCGUCGCUCCCAUGAUGCCCUCUGCCAGGAUUGUCUGACUUCCUCAGUUGCCAAACGUUUUAUGCGUCGAUACAACAUCGUCAAAAUCGACGAGAAGGAACUGAAGGUGUAUCCAGUUUUAAGCCAAGUUAGUUGAUUUUCUUAUUUUUCGUCUUCUUCAAGAGAACAUAAUAAAAAGCCUUAUGUUCUCUUGGCUGCUUUCAUUUGACUUUCUCACUGACGUUAUGUAUUUGGGUUUAGGCCGAUGUCAUGUGAUCACUCUCUCUCUUCUCCACGGCAAUGUUGAAAAUGAGGUAAAUUCCUCGGUAUUUUCUCUUUCUGUUAGUUACAGUGGAAUUUUUGACAACAAUGGUUUAACACUGUGAGACACUGUGAAAUGUUUGUCCAGAUUUUUGAACCCAGAAGUCAUUUCAUAAGUAGGUGCACGAUAUCUUUCAUCGUGAUUUUAUUUAGACCUUAAUUCCAUACUCAACUGUUGUAUAUGUCGAUCCACGAUAAGUCAGAAAACAAACCAUAGGAACAAUCAGAUAUAGUUCAAAUAUUUAUCGUAAAGAAAACAGACAAUUUUAUUGUAUCUAAACGUCUUGCGUGACGGAAAAGUUUGAUGGCAAGUCCUACAACGUAAUAAAGCUUCAGGAUAAGAGCUUUCUUUUAUAUGGGGAAAAGGGGCAGUUUUAAUAGCAUUAGAUGUUUCGAAAAACGUACUUACUGCUUACUUUUAAAGGUAAUGUUUGCUAGGUAAAGCAGUUACUCUUUAUAAUGGAAGCCUGAGCAAGGGUUUCUCUGAAUUUUCCUUGCUUUGCAGGGGUCAAACAAGCAUAAACAUUUAUUAACACUUCCAGAAAAGCUUUCAUAUCGACUGCGAGAUGUUUCUGCUCCCCUUAGAGCUGAUUUUCACACACUAGGCAGAUCUAGCAAAGAAAACGUGAGGACAGUAUGAAACAGUGGCGAAAGUGCGCGCAGAAUUAAAAUCCGGCUUAACCAAUGGAAUCGACGCGCUUUCGUGUUCUCAUUUGACUACGUUAUACCUUUCCAUAGGCAUCAGUUACGUGUCCUCCUGAAACAUGUACUUUUAAAAAUCCCUUCAAACAGAUCAGAACAGAUAUAUACUACACUAUACUACACUACACUAUAUACUAUAUACUAUACCAUACUAUACUAUAUACUUAAUGUGACUUAUGCAUCUAAUUCAGGAUAGUGUUUUCGCUCUUAAUUUUUGCAACUUCUUGGAGAGAGCCCUGUGAACGAGGUUAUAAUAUAUCUAUGGACGAAAAAGUUCGUUUCACAUCAGAACUCCUUAAGGCUACCGUAUCAUCAGAUAAACGAUAAAAAUGCUGAACGGUGAAAGUAAAACCUCGUUGAUACGACCACUAAUGGGCGACAAAAUCCUGGUUGUAUUUAGAUGAGAAGAUGCCUGAGUUUCAACAGGUUGAUCGAAAGGCGGACCCCAUUGUACCGAAUUGGCCGUGUAAACCCAAAACACUCUUGGAAUGAAUUAUGAAUCUUUCAAAAGAAACGGCUCCAUCUGUAUUCAGUUUCACAUGGUACUGUUUGUUUUUCCGCUCAUUGGAUUUUUUUGUCGAGUUUUGGCUUUGGCCAACCUCUAGGAUUCAAAGCGUUAAGAUAAUUGAUUGAUUGACUGUUUUUUUGUUUUUGUUUUUUGUCUUUUUCUCAGUAGUUUGAAGAAUAAACUACUGUGGUCGAAAUAAAGCCGAGGUGGUCUUAAGGCUGGGCUUCCCUUUAUCCGAGUUUAUUACUUUUCUCUGGUUCAUUAACCUUGUGUGCAAUUUAUCUCUUGUAGGAGAUGUCACAAUGAUGGAACUGACUGCCUGGAAUGUAGACAAGAUAUAACGUGAAAAAUAUGUCGAACUUCCUGGAAAACGACUGCCUUGAUAACAGCGAUGGUAUGAACACCCUCUUGGAGUCGUACUUAGAAGAACUCGAUUCUUGGCAGAGAGGAGUACACAAUAUUAGAAUUAUGCAUCAUGAUGUUUGGAAAGGAAGUAGACUGUCCCCUUAUAUAAAGCAACACCGAGCUGGUAGCAGAGUGGAGAGGCAGACAAGAAUCUUACCUACCGGCGGCCAGACGGAUGUUGAUUACAUGUUUGAGGUCGUUGGACUAGAGGUACUUUGUGAUGGGAACCAAGGUUCCAUGUACUUCAAAUCCUGUCCUUGCGAAAACUUUGUCAGAGAUGCAAACUAUGAUAUGACGAACACAUACGGAAAGAUUUAUGUAAGUUGUGCCUACAAAUCCCGUUUGGAAUCUCAUGAAAUUUAUGGCAAGAUAUUUUCAGACGCCCUUAGUUUUGACGAAAUGGAAAAAGCGUUCUUACUCAUUCCUGGAAAGUUUAAAGAGAAUGUCGUGCUAAAUUGUGGAUUGGAUUACACACGAAACGAAGUUCUUCCCUCCACCGUGAGUCCCUCAAUAUCUGGGCAAGGUGCCUUGAAUGAAUACGAUGGGGUUCCUUGCCUCAGACUUGCCAACUGGCCACACAUAACAUUAAAAUGGGUCACGCGGCUAGGGAAAAAUGACGUCACGUUUCAAAGAGAGUGGAAAUCGGAAGUUGUUCAAAAUGUCCCGCUUUUCCUUGUCCCAACCGGAAAUCCUAUGGCAGAGGAACAGGACUUGCAAUUCCGGUUAUCAUUCUCUAUGGUGGAGAUAGCUUGCUUCCAACAAAUGAGUUCUACAAUGAGGAAGAUGUACGGCAUCGUCAAAUACAUUUUCAAGGAUUUGUUCCAUGUAAGCGGUCUGUUAAGCUCGUACCAUGUCAAAACUCUGAUGCUAUGGAAAAUAGAGCAAACACCGAUUGAUGAAUGGAGGUCCAAGAAAGCGACUGAAUUUAUCAAAGAAAUGAUGGACGAAAUUUAUCAAUCUUUGAACACUAGCAACAUCCCACACUUCUUUGUUGAGAAUUGCAACAUUUUUCCAGUUCAUAAAGUCACCGAUAAAAAUAUUCUCGAAUACUCUACCAUUUUCCAGAACAUGCCAAAACUGCUAAGAGAAACUGUUGAAAAUUUAUUACGUCAAGAUUUGGGAAUUCCAUCCGGUGAAAUGACGCUUAAUUUGGCGAUGGUCAAGUUAGAAAGAAUUCACCACACAGGGUUAGAAGCGUACAUUGCUGGCUACUUGACGAGGCUGCUUAGCGUUAUUACAUUUUCCUUGACAGAGAACUAUGAAGAAAGUCAUGAGCUUGGGAAAGCGUCUUGGGAAGAGAUGAAAAGAAUAUUUGCCAAGUACGAUCACGAUCAGCAUGUUAGCAGAAUCAUUCACAUGGUUAAUUCCUGUAUCAGUCGUCUCGACCCCGGGUCUAGAGUCAUUUGUUCAAGGACUGGUCCUGAAGACUGUUCUAUUAAAAGUGAUAAUAUGAGUCGCUUAGUGCAUGAGGCGUUUGAAGCGUACACGAAAGGAGACUUAACAGGGGCGAUAGAAUACAUCAGAAGCGUAGAUUCUCAUCCGCAAUCCAAUAAUUCUACACCAGAAGGGAUUGGAAUAUCGAUUACCAAAUUUCAUAAAUGCUUGUACAACGACAAACCAAUACGCAAUGUGAUCCAGUUGCUUGAAAAAGAACACAAUGGGCGUUGUCCAAGGUUCUAUUUGGCUCCCUGUCUACUUCUACAACACUUGAAGAUUCAACUGCGAAUGAGCUUUUCUCUUUCCAGUACGGCGGCUCUUCAGGAGGAGAUAGAGGAGCUUCAAAGUAUAGUCCAAAAAUUGUCAUUCAAAGAGCCAUAUCUCGGGAGACUGUCCUAUAGAUUUGCGGGCGUUUACCUUUUACGAGGAUACAAGCAAUUCAUAGGUGAUCAGCAGCUCCAUGUGUCAGUUUCUGUUCCAUCUGAAGAAUUCAAUCAGAGACGUUUUGCAACAAAUUUCAAUUUAAGAUGACUCACCCUCACACCGCUAAAUUCGUUAUAGAAUACAAUACGGUCGAGCCUCGUUAUUACUGACAUUAAAGGGACAGAUCCGACAAUUACUAGUGUUUGCGUUAUGGUUAUACAGCUACGAGAGAGAACUGUUCGUUGUAGAACUAUACCCAGAAAGGGACUGGUUCGACUUUACGAGGUUGUAACUUUUGAGUCCUUUGAUAUAGCCGUCUUCACCACUGAUCACUUUCUUGGGCCUAUUCUUCGAGACCGUAGACCAUAGCAUUUACGAAAUACAUGUGAUGGUGCAAUUUUUUUCUUCACCAGAAAUAAACGUUAUUAAGACUUUCAAAAUUUUUUUUUUCUUUAAAAAUAGGCAAAACGUUCCAUUGUCUGCUCUCCUAUCGGGUGAAUUUCCACUGUCGCGUAAUUUUUCCGUGCGUACGCGUGUAAAUAAAAUAGAGACAAUGAAUGUCAAUGAAGGUCACACAUACGUAAAAGUUGAACCUCUCUCAACUUUUACUAUACACCCUUUUACUACCAAAAGUGGCCAAAGUUAGACUUCAACAAAAUAAAUAAGCCCUAGGCCUUUUUCCGGGCGGCCUAAGCGUUUCGGGUCACGUGAUCCGAGCGAGGUUCUUCCCACAGGAAUCUCUCGACCGUUCGUCUCGAAUACGUCUCUGAAAAGCAAUGACCAUCUCAAUAAGGUAGUAGCUUUGACUAUUGACGGUUAAUUUUUUCUAAUUUUUGACGGUUGGCGAUUAAAUCUUAGAGUUUUUGAAGAGUGACGGUUAUUCAGUGGAAAUUUAGGAUUGUUUCGGUCCAAGAGUUUAAGUAAAUAUAAAUUUCUGUACAAAUGUAAACUUUGGGGCUUUUCUUCUUCUUCCAUGGAACCCCAGCUGUUACAGUCAACUGUUUUAUGGCUUUUCGUGUUCCCUUUCUUAGGCAUUAAUGUUUCUUUGUACGAGUAUAAUAAGCUUUUAUUGCGGGUAGCUCAACGGAUGCCUUUACUCACGCACAAUUAAGUUAGCAAAGAUAACUAUUCUUUGUUCUUAGACCGGAUUUCUAAGACCGUACCUAGAAUUUUUUAGCCAGUUCAAUUAAACAAGUCAACGAGUUCAGGCAGAAGCAUAUGCUUUAGCCUGCGAGCAAGCACUCCUAUUUGGGAGAGCAAAGCAAGCCGCGCGAGAACUCGCAAGCCAGCGGCCGAGGGGCCGCUUUCGAGGAGCUACUUUCGUUUCCUCUUGCGUGCCUCUCGCGCCUGUACUUUUCACCAGCUCCUGCUUUUCACGAUAAAUAUGCUUCCGGUUCAAGUUAAGACAACGUUUUCAACUUUUGUUAUCACUCCCUUAGUCAGAUACAGAAGUAAGUUUGUAACCUUUUUAUCAUUUUUACUUUUUUGUUUAAUCUAAUUCUAGUUCUUGUUAUUUGUUCUUAGUUUUCGAAUCCGCUUUUGUUAUAUCGCUUCAUUUCUCGUUUCAUCGCUUCGCUAGACAACGCUUCACAUCGCUAUGGCGUUUUUUCGUUUUUUGGAGACAGGCCCUCCCCCGCCCCCCUCCCCUCCCCCCCUUAUCUGAAGGUCUGGGUCCGCUACUGUACAUACCGUCCUGUGAGCAACGCGAAUUUAAGUACUUAACGUGGUUCUGCUCUCACACCACCUCCUUGAAAGAUGAGGAUUUGUGUGAGGGAUUCUCAUCUGGAGGUCAUCUUGAACUCUCAUUUAUAAAAUUAUAUUUCAGUUCAGAUAUUAGAAAGUUGUAAGGACUUUCUGUGUCUAUAAAAGAAGUUCUUUGGAGAACAAUGGAAUUGGUUUUUCCAGUUUAAAGACUCUUUAAGAGCCAGAAAUCCGUGAAUGUGAUCAGCUGAAAUAGUUGAGAUUUGAAAUCCCUUGAAACUUUUUGAUGGCUAUUUUUGCAUUUUUGACGGCUGAAAAAUCGAUGAUGGGGCUUUACAAGCAACAAAAUUUCAAACUACAGUGGAACCCCGUUAAUACGGUCACCAACGGGCCAAAAAAAGUUGGCCAUAUUAACGGGUGAUGGCAUUAACGAGGGUUUUUAACAAGAAAAUGUAUGGCCGUUUUGCCUGGCGGCCAAAAAAAAGAGGCCGUAAUAACGAGGUAGCCGGGGGUUCCACUGUACUAAUAUAUAAGAAGUAUUUCGCGCAAAAAUGAAGAAAUCGGGAAAGUGGCUUUACAUGUUGGGGAGAUUGUUUUUGUAGGAGCUACUUGUUUCUCUCACAAGAAAUACAGUCUUUUCACUUUCCAUAUUUAAAAUACCCAAGGAUUAUCGAGGGCAGAAGGGAUUCUCAACUUGUUCCCAAUGCUCCACCAACACUCACCGUUUUUUCCCAAUAGACCAGCGGUUUCAUCAAGUAGACGUUUUCCAUUUGUUUAUACCAACGCGAAAAACAUGGCGGACAGAUUUUGCGAUCGUCGAGGUAUUAUUCUAAGCCUAAUUUUUGCUGGAAGAAUCUUUGGAAUUACGAGGUAAUUCGCAGAUUCCAUACUCACGAUAAAGUUAAUUUCCUUGACUGAUUUUUUGUUUUUGUUUUUAUGUGACAGAUUGGAGCCAGAGAAACCGUUAUUUAACCAGGUCUGAGUUUAAUAAUUAAUAAUAAGCUAAUAAUACAUGUUCAUUACGAUAAACCUAAUUCAGUCCUUUUAGAAGGACUUAUGGUGAGAUUUCUGUGCAGCCUUCUACGUUUAUUAUGCUCACAUGUUUCGUGUGAAAUCAUUUGAGAUUGCUGUAUGCAUAAUAAGUACAUGGGGCUCAGCUGUAUACGGAAAUGUUACCCCAAUCCAUUAACCCAGAAAUGUCAAAAUCACCCAUAAUACAAUGAAUAAUAAGUAAAAAUCACUUUAUCACUACUGAAUAGCCAUUUUUUCCGCUCGGAGAUACUCUUGAUACUAUGCGCGGUUUCUAUGAAAGUGAAUGGAAUCUAUUCUAUUUUAGAUGCUUUAUUCUUUUGCCAAUAAAAAAUCCUAAAGAUUUUUUUUACAUUUACAAUAUUCAGUAAACAGAAAGACGCAUUAAUAUACUGGUCAGUGUAAAAUGUAGACAGCGGACUACUGUUUUCACCAUGCAAAUGAGUACGUGACAAAUAGUCCCAUUGUUUUCUAACCCUAAAAACAAUAGUCUUUCGUCAGUCUGCAGUCUGCAUUUUACACUGCCCCAUAAUAUACGGUACCCUUUGGUGCAGAGCCAGCACCAAUGUUUUUAUGUAUACUUUUCAAAGCUAAGUGACUCUGACAUCAUAAUAUUAUUAGGUUCUGCAGCACCAAGAAACAGUUGUGUACCAUUUAGUACAGCUGAAGCCUGGAAAAAAUUAUGAGCUACGAGUAUCAUAUCGUUCCACUGUAAGUUAACCAUCUUUACCUUUCUUAUUUAUUUAACGACGGUGUUAAACCUGUCGGGAGCUCAAAAGAAAAAUGAAAAUAAAGCAAACUUUGUUUAAAAAAAAAACAGGAAAAAAUUAUGAUCUCCAUAGCCCCCCCUCCAACCCAUGAAUUAAUGAAUGGCCUCUUAGUGACCACCCUUUAUCACAACCACAUUAAAUUAUUUUCACUUGAAAAUCCUUAAUAACAUAAUGGUUAUGUUAUUAUCUUUUUCAAAACCCUCCUCAGUGUGAAAGCCCGGAAUUUUUACAAACAAGUUUUAUGAGCCAAGCUUCAUAUUAAUAGGAUUUGUUACAUUAAAAAAUUGGUGUAACUGCUAGAAAAACUUCAUGCUUCCACCACAGUCAGACGGUUUAUAUUUUGAACCCCUUUCUCACCCAACACACACACAAACAAACCCCACAGAAAAAUUCCGCUUCACAUUUAAUUUAGACCCUCUUUCUUUGAAACUUCUGCUGACCCUAUCUUGAGGGUAGAAAUGGAUAUAUUCUGGAAUCAGCUAUUGUGAGUAUGUGUAGCACUGGUGAGGGUAUUUGUUUGACCUCUUUUGACAUAGGGCCAAGGUAUAUAAACAGUCCAAAGUAGUUUUAUAGGUUUUUAUGCUUUUUGAAAAAAGUGAUUUUGCUCUAAAAUAGGGUUAAGUUUUGAAGAAGCAUUCCACAUAGAUGGUUAAAAUUAAGCUUAAGAAAUAAAUGCAAGAGACUUGUUAUCUGUUUAAUUAAAUUUGAUAUCUACAAGUGUGUGUCUUUAACAAAAUGUAGAUAAAAAAAUAACUUGAUAAGCACUUCAAAAUGGAUCUUUAGAUAUGUUAAAAAGCUUGCAUGUUUUUUGGCCCUAUUUAACAACAGCUCUACCUUUCUCAUUCUCUCCAAGACACCGACAGACUUUUAUAUUCGCUUAAUUCCAAAAGAUGAAUUGCAGUUGAGAGACAGAUCAAGACAGCUCCUCAAUAUUGAUAAACUAGUCUUCAACAAUCAGCUAACAGAUACGGUAUGAGUAGAUUAUAAUGUUAAAUAACAAAAAAUGUCAGUCAAACCUUUCCACAACUGCCAGUUUUUUGUCCAAGUGGACGUACAUUAAUUUUACUCAACCUCAUUCCCAGGGUUGUCUCCUACUUGCUUCGGCAGGACAAAUCAGGGCUCUGAAAAAACUGGAAUUCCAGCUUUUAAUUGUCCUUUGGGCAAGCAGCUCUAACAUUUUGCGUACCCGGGACCACUUCUUGCUCAUCUUAGUUUAUGAUGUUGUUAGAGAAUGACUAUUGCCUGGACCCUUUCUCCACUGCAUAAGUAAACUUUAAAAGUUACUUGCCCAGCAAGAAAAUCUACCUGGACUACAGACCCAGACUACCGAAUGGGACUGUUUCAAGUCCUGCAAGUAUGAGAGACAACCCUGGAAAUGAGUUGGUAAAGGCCUGUCAGUUUACCGAUCUCCCUCUCAUAUUUUAUAUAGUCCAUGACAGCAAUGGCCAUUUGAAAGCAAAAUCUGUAUAAACUGAUGUACUUGCUGUACCUUAAUCACUAUUCUGCAUCAAUAUGUUCUGACCUUUUGAUCCCUCUUUUUUUUCUGUGUGACGUAUUAAAUUUAUUGAUACAUGUAUGCUGUAAUAUGAAGCAUUUUUAAAAACUAAAGAUGCUCCACCCUUUCCCCAAAAUGGUGCCAUAUUUAAAGCUUUACCCACUCCCUUCCUCUCCCCCCUUGUAAUGGCCACAUCUCCACAGCAGCCACUGAGCUCAUAUUGCAAGUGACCAAUGAAAAACCUCUACUGAUUGCUAAUUAUCCUGGUAUGGACUUCUGCAACUUCAGCAGAAGUUUUGGGUUGGGCUGUGAUACAUGGCUGCUUAUCAUGGAAUUUAUUUGCAGGAGCAGUUUGCAAAUGUUACAGCCAUAAGGACUGGAGUGCCAUUGAACCCUGCUAGUUUAGGUGAACCUGUAUUAUACAACAUAGGUAGGUGUAAGUGCGCCCUUCUUGAAUAACUCAAACUAGCCUUCUCUAACAUGUUAAGUGAAGUGCAGAAAUAGGGCAACCUUUCAUUUCAUGUUUCUUUCUAGUUGUUAAAUUUUUCUUCCCCUUCGCAGGGCUGUCAAUCAAUUCUGGGGGUGAGGGAUUUCUCCCACUAGCAUGACCCUGACUAUUUCACAGGAAGAAAACAAACAAACAAACUACAUAAUAAUUGCAUAUAAUACCCAGCAUCUUGACAGUCCUUUAGAAUAUUAUUAUAUAAUUCUUUUGCAAAUUUUGCCCUUGCUUUAAGUUUUAUUUUCCCUUGUUUGAACCUAUUGUUGCAUACAGCAAUACAUACAUGUAUUCAACAAAAAAUAAAAUUGGUACCCAGGAGAAGUGGUAAAGCAUCGUCUCCUGUUUGGUUGGGCACUAUGUGGAGUUCAACUUUGUCCGUAGGAGAGUAGGAGACUUUCUCUUUGGUGAUUCAUAAUCUUUGUUUAUUUUUCAGUUCUGGAGCAGCUAUUUUUUGGUGUUCCAUGGCAUGUCUGGAAACUUGUUGUCCUUGUAAUUGGCAUUAUAAUUAUAACCGUAAGAUGUUUAGUUCCCAGAACAUUAGCAUUUAUUGAAGAAAAUGUGUUGUACAUCCAUAAAAAGAGAUCUAGAUAA
Porites lobata is the source of this 14306-nucleotide messenger RNA. The record is from the annotation of a GenBank genome assembly. NCBI's taxonomy places the organism in Eukaryota, Metazoa, Cnidaria, Anthozoa, Scleractinia, Poritidae.